ACCCCUUAGUCACUGGUAGAGCAGUUGUUUUUGAGGAACUUUGACCAGCCUGUGAGUCUCUGCUGUAAAGCAGCAUGUGACUCUUUUCCUCUGCUGUAUGGAAGAUCCAGGUGUGAUAGCAAGUGUCACUGGAACAUGUUUGACCAAAGUGAAGAUUUGUGAAAUUCUGCCUUCUCUGAAGUGAGGAAUCUUGCAUGCUGUGUCACUCAGUUCAUGAGGCUCUGUUGCACUCUGCUCAAUACAAAUGGACUUUUCUUCGACUGUACCACCUCUGUCUCCUUCACUGGGAUCUCCACUCAGUCCAGAUGAGAUGAAGUUACUUGCUAAACUAGAAGAACAGAACAGGCUGCUAGAGACAGACAGUAAGUCCCUCUACUCUGUAAAUGGUGUUGUGAAAAGUCCCUCCUCACCCAAGAUCUUCUCUUUUGAGGAGGACACAUGGGGUAACGUUGUCAAAGAAUGGGACGAUUGGAGUAAGAGAAAAGUCGGACAGCUCAAGGAGCUGAUCAGGAGGGGGAUCCCUGCUCACCUGCGGGCUGUGGUGUGGCAGCUGCUGUGUGAUGCUCAGAAUGUUUCUGCACGGCAGCAGUACUCAGAGCUGCUGACAAUCUCUUCUCCCUCUAAAACGCUGAUACACAGAGACCUGAAACGCAUUCUGCCACAGUACCUGCUCUUUCAGAAUCACAACAGCACCAGCCAGGAGGCACUCUUUAAUGUGCUGAAGGCUUACUCAGUCUUAGACCGAGAGAUUGGCUACUGCCAGGGAAGUGUGUUUAUUGUGGGUCUGUUGAUCACUCAGAUGUCUGAAGAAGAGGCCUUCUGUGUUUUUGUGAGGCUUAUGAAGGACUUUAGAAUGAGGGAGCUCUACAGAUCCAGUAUGGUGGAGCUUGGCUGCUGCAUUCACCAGUUAGACUCUAUGAUUCAGGAGCAACUUCCUGAGCUUCACUCCCACUUCCAGACUCAGGGUUUCCACACCUCUAUGUUCUCCUCAUCCUGGUUUCUCAACAUCCUCCUCUCAUCCCUGCCAUUGGCAGCUGCCCUGAGGAUUUUUGACAUAUUCAUGUGUGAGGGCCUUGAGAUUGUGUUCCGGGUUGGAUUGGCCAUACUUCACAUGAAACAGACAGAACUCGUCAAGCUCGAUGAAGAGGGCAUGGUGCAGUCUUUUUGUUUUCAGUGCUUGCAGAAUUUAGAAUCACAAGAUUUAGAUCCUGACAGAAUGGUUAAAGCAGCAUUUCAAAUAAAAUACAACCCCAGGAAAAUGAAACAAUUGAGAAAGGAUUAUGCAUCAAUCAAGGCAAAAGAGCUGGAGGAACAAGAAGAACUUAAUGGAUUAUUCAGAGAAAACAAACAUUUAAAGCAGAGACUUGACAUACUGGAGAAGAGAUGUUCUGAGAAACUGGUGUCACAGCUGAAGAAAGAGCUGGAGAACACUUGGCUUAAUGAGGCCAAGUCACAUAGCACUUUAAAAGAGAUGAAGGCUAAGAUCUUGCAGAUAAAAGAGAGCAGCACUGUGUCUGAUGAGGGCAGUGUGAUGUAUCUGCAGAAUGAGUUGAUCAGCAGUAGACUGCGGGAAGCAGAGGCUCUUACUGGACUCAAAGAGCUGAAACAGCACAUUAAAGACCUGGAGUCGAAAUGGCAGAGGCAGCAGGAGCAUUGUGGAGGUCAGCAGAAAGUUGUCAGUGUGCAGAAUGAACUGCAGGUGGACCUCUUGAGCGCAAGACUGAAGGAAACUCUAGCUCAGGCCGCACUUAAAGAGAGCCAUCACAGACUGCUGCAGCUGCAGACAGAGAAUGAAAUUCUCAUUAACCAGCUAAAGCGAAUUAAAAUGCAAGUAAGCAGCCAACAAGAGCAUCUAGAGCAGCUGACAUCGCAGAACCAAGAUCUGCACAACCACUUACAGCAGAGCAGACAGCAGUUUGUAGCAUACAAGCAAAAUCCUGAAGAGAAGCAGAUUGAAGAGGCAGGGAACAUGGCCACUAUUGCAGAUCUUCAAAAGCAGAUCACAGAGUUACAAACCCAAAUUCAGAACUUCUCCAUGAAGAAAACAUGAUUUUCUCAACUUGCGCCAAGGCCUUCCACAUCCGCCUCCUUGGAGCACAAUGACACCUAAAAAUGGACUGAUGUCCCGUCAUUCUGUCUCCAGAAGCACGCCAUCUGAUGAGGCACUGAAGAUGUUCUAUUAACAGCACUACCCACAGCUACUGUGUCCACUGAGCAAGUGCCUUCAUGUCGUCAGCUAUGAGGGCAACUCAUGAAGAUUUUCAAACAUAGUGCAACUCAUCAAGUCAAGUGUGAUGUUGAAACGAGCAGAGAUACACUGUGACAGUUUUACCAUUAACACUUAAAAGUGACAACAAGAUUUCUUUCAUUCUUGCCAAAAAAAAGUACACUGGAUGGCCUAGACCUAACGCCACACAGCACUUGUUAGAACUGUGACACUGUUCUUAGUAAAGCUGUCACACACUACAAGAGGUUUUAGAGUAUUUUACACAUUGUCAAACAUUAACCAUAAACAUAGUAUUAUUGAAUGCCCUUCUUAACAAUUAACAGUAAAACAGUGAUUUCAGCAAGAAAGUCUGUAUUUGAGUCAAUGUCAUUGGACUUGAUAGAUUAUGGCUACACACUCUCAUGGCGAAAUCGUCAGGAUUCAUACAACUUUUCUAAAUUUGGCUAAUUCGUAUGAUAUCGUACAACUUUCACUACAGCCAAUGACAUCCCUGGACAACGGUUCCAUCUAAUACGCGACAAUUACUUGCUUUUGUCACACACAACAGCUUUCUGUCAUGUUUACACUCUACUGAUCGGUUAAGUUUAGAUAAGGGGUUUGGGUAAGGGCAUAAUAUUAAUGAGCAUGUGCUUAACGCCUCAUGCGUAAACUCGUGCUUACUUCCGCAUUACACAUCCGGGCAUUUGCAUGUGAUGAAAUCGUACAAAUUUAUACGAAUGAACUUGUACGAAAUCAUACGAAAUAGUCAACUCAUAAAAUAUGUACAAAUUUUCAUGAGACUGGGUUGAAUUUUGGUCACUGCCUAUAUACAGUAUGAGGGUCACUGGCACAAAGCAUUAAACUAAGUACAUUUCUAUUUGGACUUGUAUCCAGUUUUACCUUAUGGCUUUUAUGGUGUACUUAUCAGAGUUGGAGUAAGACAAGAGCGUCCAAAUCACAGACACAUCCCAAACCUCUAAGUUUCAGACCCCAAGGCCCAGACCAAGACAUGUCCAUUCAAGAACCAGAGUGCCCAUUUUAAUAAAGUGAAAUAGAGAAAAUGUUGAAUUUGUUGCAGAAUUCAAACUAUGUACCAUAAGGCUGUUUAGAGACAUGCAAUUCUUGUGAAUUCCCUGUAAUAAUCAAGAUACAAUGCCAACACUGCUUUAUAUAACUGUUAACACGUUGUAAAUAGACUGUGGUCUUAAAAAAAAGACUUUCAUUUUGAGACCCAGACCCAGGUUUAUGUGGUCUUGAGAGGUCACAAGUAGUUUAAAUCAGAUUACUUAAUCGAAAAAGUAACCACAUUACUAAUUACUUUACUUUUAGGUUACUUUCUGCUCAAUAAAUUCAAAAUAAUGUCUAUAUUUCCACCAUGUUCAAUGUUGCACAUCCACCAGCUGUCACAGAAAUGCAAACAGACACAAGAACUUAUGAAUUCAUAUUUUAAAUGUAUUAUUAUGCAUCAAUAAUAUUACUUUAGAAAAAUGUGUAACCCAAGUAAUGUACUCAAAAGUAAUUAAUUGAAAGUCAGUAACUGUAAUCUGAUUGCAAGAAUUUAAAAUGUAAUGCGUUACACUACCUUUGACUGAAGUAAUUCGUAAUCAGAUUUCACCCAACACUGCACAAGACCAGUACGACAAUGAUAGCCUAAUAAAAUCUGUAAUUUAUGUUAUUUUUAAUUUGAAAAUAUUUAAGUUUAACAAUAUCUUUAUGACUCUUUCUAAUGUGUGCAUGGGUUUGAUAUAUGUACCCAAACAAUAUUAA
Messenger RNA from Myxocyprinus asiaticus (Chinese sucker), 3973 nucleotides. Its product is annotated as ecotropic viral integration site 5 protein homolog. The coding region runs from base 245 to 2050 and encodes 601 amino acids. Lineage: Eukaryota; Metazoa; Chordata; Actinopteri; Cypriniformes; Catostomidae. The transcript has 17 exons. The record is from RefSeq and is a predicted model, not a curated record.